This is a messenger RNA of Hemicordylus capensis (graceful crag lizard), 4146 nucleotides long. It is a transcript of the gene SHC1, whose product is annotated as SHC adaptor protein 1. Gene Ontology annotation, molecular function: receptor tyrosine kinase binding. Lineage: Eukaryota; Metazoa; Chordata; Lepidosauria; Squamata; Cordylidae. The transcript has 12 exons. Bases 838 to 2628 code for a protein of 596 amino acids. The record is from RefSeq and is a predicted model, not a curated record. Gene Ontology annotation, cellular component: plasma membrane. Gene Ontology annotation, biological process: cell surface receptor protein tyrosine kinase signaling pathway; intracellular signal transduction.
CCCGUGCAGGAGGAAGCGCUGGCAAUUAGCCCCGGCUCCAGCGGAGGAGGAGGAGGAGGAGGAGGCAGCUGCAGCCGGGGAGGGGGAGACGGGGCUGGCAAGCCGUGUGCCUUGCCUCGAGACCACCGGGGCUGCCGCCGACCCGCAGCCUUCCCUCCGCCGCCAGGGACCCUGCGGAGCAUCUCCCGCCUCGCUGGGGGGGAUGCCUCCUCCGGCUCGCCCGGCCCCAGCGGCGGCCGCCGGCCCCCAGCAGAGCCCCGCCGCGGCCCCUUGACACGUGGGCCUCCCGACUACAGAGCCGCCUUGUUCGCGUCCCUUCGCCGCCCCGCUGGGCUUUUCCAGGGGAGACCCAAGGACCUGCCCCGCCUGGCGGAUCCUCCGGCUCGCCGCCCAAUCUCGGCCCUCAGCCUCCCCGGGGAUCGGCGCUGGACGGAACGGGAGGCUUCCAGUGUCCGGCGGGCAGCGAGGACCGAGGGGGGGACCCAACAGGUGGCCCAGCGGUGGCCGGCUCUCCUCUCUGGCUCCAGCCGUGGGACCGGCCAGCAGCCCCUCUCCUUCCCCCUCUCAGCCGCCCAGGGGUCCUCACUCAGGCCGGCGGGGGGGCUGCUGGCUCUGGCACUGUGAUGGCGACCGAUUGGCCGUAGCCGCCCGCCGAGGGCCCGCAGCACGGAGGCUGCCCCCGGAGCCCGGCUCCUCUCUUCCCAGCGGCGAUGCCGGCCAGGCCCGGGCGGGGGGCCUUGUUCCUACCGGCGCCGACUUUCCCGGGGCCAGCCCUUGCCGUGCCGCCUCCCGCCUCAGCAUAGGCUCUCUCUGCCGCCGCCGCCGCCCGCCUUCGGGAUGGAUCUGCUUCCCCGCAGCAAAUACAACCACCUCCGGAACGACUCCCUGUCCUCCCUGGAGGAGGGCUCGGGGGCGGCCGAGGGGGACUCCCCGCCGGAGCCCCUGCCGGCGGCCGCCCCGUCCCUGCCCGGCUCGCUGUCGUCCUCCUCGCUCAGCCCCAUGCUGCCCCUGGGCGAGCUCUCCUCGGAGUCGGAGGACAGCCCCACCACCCUCUGCUCCUUCUUCCCCAAGAUGGCCAACCUGAAGCUCUCCAACCCGGCCACCCUGCUCAGCCUGCGGGCCUUCUCCCGGGAGGAGCCGCCCCCCCGCCGCCCGGCCGCCCCCUCUCCCCUCCCGGACUCAGCGGCGGCUCUCGCCCUCUCUCCCCAGGACAUGAACAAGCUGAGCUGCAGCAAGAAGAUGCGGGUGGAGGGCGGCCAGCUCGGCGGAGACGAGUGGACCCGGCACGGCAGCUUCGUCAACAAGCCCAGCCGGGGCUGGCUGCACCCCGACGACAAGGUGAUGGGCCCCGGCGUCUCCUACCUCGUCCGGUACAUGGGAUGCGUGGAGGUGCUUCAGUCGAUGCGGGCGCUCGACUUCAACACCAGGACGCAGGUCACCAGGGAGGCCAUCGGCCUGGUCUGUGAAGCCGUGCCCGGGGCCAAAGGAGCCAUUCGCAGGAGGAAGCCCUGCGGCCGCUCGCUCAACUCCAUCCUGGGCAAGAGCAACCUGAAGUUUGCCGGCAUGCCGAUCACGCUCACCAUCUCCACCAGCAGCCUCAACCUCAUGGCGUCCGACUGUAAACAGAUCAUUGCCAAUCACCACAUGCAGUCGAUCUCAUUCGCGUCCGGAGGCGAUCCGGACACAGCUGAGUACGUUGCCUACGUUGCCAAAGACCCCGUCAAUCACAGAGCCUGCCACAUCCUGGAGUGCCCCGAGGGGCUGGCCCAAGACGUGAUCAGCACCAUCGGGCAGGCGUUCGAAUUGCGCUUCAAGCAGUACCUCAAGAACCCCCCCAAACUCGUCACCCCUCAUGACAGGAUGGCCGGGUUCGACGGCUCCGCUUGGGACGAAGAGGAGGACCCGCCUCCCGACCACCAGUACUACAACGACUUCCCCGGGAAGGAGCCUCCCCUGGGGGGCGUGCUCGACAUGCGCCUCCGGGAUGGGGCCGCGGCGUCCCAGACGCCCAACCACCUGGGAGCCACCCUGCCUGUGGGCCAGAUGUCUGGUGGGGAUUACGAAUCCAGGAAGCCACACCCCAAUUCUCAAGGGAGAGACAGGUUCCCCACUCCUGCUGGCCCUCCCGGCCGUACCGACCUGUUUGACGACCCGUCCUACGUCAACGUGCAGAAUCUGGAGAAAACGCGGCAGGCCAGCUCAGGUGCCACAGCCAACGGAAGUGUCCAGAGAGAUCUCUUCGACAUGAAGCCAUUUGAGGAUGCCUUGCGGGUCCCGCCCCCAACGCCCCCCGCCCAGUUGGUGGCCUCCAUGGAGGAGCAGCUGCUCCAGGAGGCCUGGUACCAUGGCCGGAUGAGCCGGAAGGAGGCCGAGAAGAUGCUUCAGGCCAACGGGGACUUCCUGGUGCGGGAGAGCACCACCACGCUGGGCCAGUACGUGCUCACGGGGCUCCAGGGAGGCCAGCCCAAGCACCUGCUGCUCGUCGACCCCGAAGGAGUGGUCCGGACGAAGGACCACCGCUUCGAGAGCGUCAGCCACCUCAUCAGCUACCACAUGGACAAUCGGCUGCCCAUCAUCUCGGCGGGCAGCGAACUUUGCCUGCAGCAGCCUGUGGAGCGGAGAUCGUGAGGCCGGGGGGGCCUGGCCGCCCCGCCCUCCCCCACCCCGGGGCCUUCGCCUUCUCCCCACUUCAGCUUGCCCGCCUCCGUGGGCUCUGCUCCUGGCGCCACACCUUGCUGGGCAUCGCCGCUUCCUCCAGGGCCAGCGCCGGAGUGGCCCCAUCUCUGCCAAAGUGUCUCCCUCUGCCCUGCACUGGAUCGGACCCAGCCCUCUCGGGUAGCGGGAACUUCGUUUAGACGGGAGCCCCUCGCCUCUCGUUGCACGCACCUCUCUCCCUGGCCGCCAAGGAAACCCUGGAGAAGCUCCCCUCUUCUUCACCAAGCCUCUGCAAGGUGCCAGUCCUCAGUGAGAGCCCUUGACUCUCUUCUGACACACGUCUCUCGGGACUCCGUGCUGUAGCACAUCCAGUGUCGGGACAAUGAGACUCCCAGCCUUCAAGCCCCCAUUGGCAAGGUAACCUCCGUGGGGCAGGGGGUCUGUCCCCCAAUUCUUUUUCAGUGGCAGGCUCAAGGCUCCUCCUGGUCCUCUGUCGCGGUGUCCUCCUGCGUCUCCCCACCAUGCCAAAGUCUCUAAUCAUAUUUUCUGCAGGGGCAGAGCAGGGCCCUCGGUCCCUUAAAGCACAAGACGAGGGCAAGCCACCCCCACACACCCCCACAUACCACCCCCUAUCCUGCUCACAUUACACAUUGACUCUGUGUGCCUUGACCCUUUUCUUUACAGGUCUGAGACUUAAUAUGCAAAAAGCCCUCUUGCUCUGGUGACAGUCAACGUAGCCUGUUUUGGGGGGCAGGGGAGGACCCUGAGCAGGCUGUUCCCCCCCACACCCCACCUGCACAGUGGAUGCUGCUCGAGGGGGCAGAUUCCCCCCUCCCUUCCUCCCCUUGGGGGGGGGUAUCCCUGUUGAGACGAAAGCAGCCUGAAUUGCCAUAGGGGUGGGGUGGGGGAGCAAGGGGGUUUCGUCUGGGCUCUGCCCUACACUACAAAUGCUCUUCCCCCUCCCCUCCCCAGGGGGAAACAAUUAUAUAUAUAUAUAAAGCACAUCAUCUAAGCCGUGCAGAGUUCCUCAGGGUAACCGAACACUCCAUGCUGAAGUUUAGGACCUGGAUGCGAGGAGAGGAGUGCAGAGUGUCCGGAGCACCCAGAGGUCCCAAAGAGUGGGGCAGGCAGGGGGCGGAGCAGGGCUUGUCCUUGCCGUGGGCAGGUCAUUCCUCUACCCUGCCCCCCACUGCCAUCCCCCCGCCCCCCACACACACACAUAAAUUUUUGUUAACCUACCGUUGCAUGCACAUUGUUAUAUUCCAGAAGCCAAAGUGUAGCCUCCACCCACCCCUCUUCCCCCCCCCAAUCCCCCCUCUUCCCCCCCACAAUCCCCCCUCUUCCCACACCACACUGCCUUUCCCACCACCCCGUGGGGCUCCCUUGUGCACCUCCACCCCGCUCCCUCACGUACACUUUGUAUCGGUUUGAUUUUAUCUUGAUUAUACCAAAGGAAACCCAAUGGUUAUUAUUAAAGUUGGUAUUUCUUUA